AUGGGUGACGUGCAACUUAUAAGCGCUUAUAAUACUGAAAAGACCUCCGUGACAGCCUGCAAAUUUGUUUUCAGCUAUUUAUCUAACCCUAUUUGUUUCUUUGUUGUCUUUUUGGCAGAAUCUUGCAAUAAGAUAUCUAUCAUAGACUCCCCCCUCUCUUUUCCCCUUUUUUAUUGCUUUUUUUCAUUCUUCCUCGUUCGGUCAAUUGAGACAAUUCUGAUGGCGCACUCCCUCACCUUCACUAAUUCGCGCGGUUCCCAUGUCGUUCAUAUUUCACAGUCCCCUCCGCCUAUCCCUUUUUUUGCCCCUUUCCACCCUGACCCUCUCAUGCAUAGGAUUACGUCAUACGAGCCUGACGAGUCACGCUUUCUUUUCAUGGCCAAAGUUGUGAACAGUUUAAAGAUAGCGUCACUGUUGUCGCCCACUAAGCGGAAACUCCCGGGCGACGCAUAUCAUUUGUAA
Messenger RNA from Acanthosepion pharaonis, 462 nucleotides. The record is from the annotation of a GenBank genome assembly. NCBI's taxonomy places the organism in Eukaryota, Metazoa, Mollusca, Cephalopoda, Sepiida, Sepiidae.